AUGGCGUCCAGUGGGGGCCUCACAGUCUCUAACUACGCCCGACGCCUCAAGGCCCUCGCGGACAACCUCGCCGACACGGGCAACCCCAUCAUCGACCGCGACCUGAUGAUUCAGCUCCUCCACGGGCUCACGAUCGCCUCAACACCAUCUGGACCAUCGUCGCCUUUACCGGAUGUUGACGGACAAGAAGAGGACGGUGGACACCGUUCCGUGCUGGCUCCCCAGACGGGCCCCACUAGAUUGCCGCCGACGUGGAUCCUGCUCACCAUCCAAGGCACGACGCCGCGGGAGGCGGUGGUUCUCGCCAUCCGGACUGACAAUGUCUACAUUGUUGGCUUCAAGAAUGCGGCGGGAGUCUGGUUCGCCUUCCCGGCCUUCAAACGCCUGAUCAAGGGCUCGACGCCGCUCCCCAAGGGGCUUGACUACCGCAGCCUCGUCGGCAGCUACGGGAACCUCAAGUAUCUCCACAUCAACCGAAGCCAAGUCCUCCAAGACGUGCGCUUUCUCUCAACGUAUAGGCUCCCUUCCCGGCCGGACAUGGCCCACAACGCCAAGCUCGGUAGCAGUCUGGCAAGGUUGUGCGUUGUGGUCACAGAGACCGCCAGGUUCAAGAUGACAAACGCCAUGGUGGUGGCGGCAAUGGACGAGCAAGGAGGCCCGAGCCGGAUCACCGAACAAGAAACGAAGCUCGUCGUCAUUUGGGGGGUCACGUCCAAGUCCCUACUUGAGUGGCCAAAGUAUGGGUGCCCGAAGAUGCCGCCGAAGUAG
Messenger RNA from Triticum aestivum (bread wheat), 768 nucleotides. Its product is annotated as ribosome-inactivating protein 3-like. NCBI's taxonomy places the organism in Eukaryota, Viridiplantae, Streptophyta, Magnoliopsida, Poales, Poaceae. The transcript has 3 exons. Gene Ontology annotation, biological process: negative regulation of translation. The coding region runs from base 1 to 768 and encodes 255 amino acids. Gene Ontology annotation, molecular function: rRNA N-glycosylase activity. The record is from RefSeq and is a predicted model, not a curated record.